CUCCCGGCAUGCAGCGGCGCAGCGGCACGGCCACCAUGGCGGCGGCGCUCUGCGGACUGCGAGGGCUGCUGGUGGCAGCAAGGUGGGCAGUGGGCUCCACCAGGCCCCUGGGGAGGCCGGUCCCCCCGGGCACACGGCUCCUGGGGCAAAGCUGCCGCCGGGCAGCAGAGCCAGGGGCCGGGCCGGGGCCCCGCGGCAGGGGGCUGCCCGAAGGGGUGGAGUACAUCCCCACGCGCAAGAAGGGCAAGAACCCCAUGAAGCCGGUGGGGGUCGCCUGGUACAGCCUGUACGCCCGCACGAGGCUGGGCUACCUCUUCUACCAGUGGCAGGUGAGGAAGGCCAGGGAGCGGUACCCACACGGCCACUCUGUACCCCAGCCCUGCCACUUCCCCGGGGUGAAAAUCCUGCCCAUUCCCGUGCUCUCCAACAACUACAGCUACCUGGUCAUUGACACUGGCUCUGGCCAAGCAGCAGUCAUCGACCCCUCUGACCCACUGGCCGUGCAGGCUGCCAUUGAAGAAGAGGGGGUGAUGCUGGAGGCCAUAUUCUGCACCCACAAACACUGGGACCACAGCGGGGGGAACACGGCACUCCGCCAGCAGCAUGGCUCCUGCAAGGUGUACGGCAGCACCCUCGAUGCCAUCCCUGAGCUCACCCACCCGCUUGCUGACAGGGAGAAGGUGAGCGUGGGCUGCCUGACCUUCGAGGCGCUCGCCACUCCUGGUCACACCGUGGGCCACAUGGUGUACGUGCUGGAUGGGGAGCCCUUUGGUGGCCCCCCCUGCCUCUUCUCUGGGGACCUCCUCUUCCUUGCUGGCUGUGGCAGGCUGUUUGAGGGCUCCCCUGAGACCAUGCUCGCCUCCCUGGACAUGGCUGUGAGCUUGGGUGAGGACACACUACUGUGGCCAGGACAUGAGUAUGCACUGGAGUGCCUGACCUUCGCCAUCCUUCUCGAGCUGGACAACCCUGCGCUGGAGCAGAAGCUGCUGUGGGCAGCGCAGCAACGGCAGGAGAAGAGGAGCACAUGCCCCUCCACGCUCGGGGAGGAACAGACCUACAACCCCUUCUUGCGGACCCACCGGCCGGAGCUGCAGGCAGCGCUGGGGCUGUGGCAAGGGGGUGGGGAGCAUCCUGAUGCCUUCCGUGCCCGAGUCCUCAAGGAGGUGCGGAGGCGUAAGGACCUCUUCAAAGCCACCUAGACACCCUCCCUCCUCUUUCCUGGAUUUCCCCCCCCCUUCCCAUGGGGCUUGGUGCUGCUCAGGCACAGGGCCCCAAGACUGUGUUUUGUUUUGCUGUGAAUCUCCCUCCUGGGGUGCAGGGCUGGGGGGGAAGAGUGGACACCCUCCCUCCUGUGGGCACCCCAUAAGUGAUCCCUGCCUUUACUCCCCCAGACUUGGGGGUCACCAGCUGUCACAUAGAAGCACCUCAAUCUGUAGCCCCCCACCCCAGUACUAGGGCUGCAGGGAUGGCAGAAAAGGGCUUUUCCUAUCCCGUUUUUCUGGGAGCCUUCAAUUUUACCCACCCCCCUGCCCCAGUGCUCAGGGAGUCCCCCCCUUCCCCUCACUGCCCCUAGUGCUGUGCAUCUCCUUUGGGGAGGGGGGCUGGGAUGGACCCCCAGUCUCUAGGCAAGGGGCUUUUCUCUAGCACCCCAUGUUUGGUGCUGGAGCUGCCCCCCCAUGCACGCACACACUGGGAUGGGGCCAUGGGGGCACACUGGUGGGGUGUGGGGGGGUGAUGCUGUACUGGGGGACUGG
This is a messenger RNA of Apus apus (common swift), 1754 nucleotides long. RefSeq names its product PNKD metallo-beta-lactamase domain containing (gene PNKD). The transcript has 10 exons. Bases 9 to 1199 code for a protein of 396 amino acids. The record is from RefSeq and is a predicted model, not a curated record. Gene Ontology annotation, molecular function: hydroxyacylglutathione hydrolase activity. Gene Ontology annotation, cellular component: mitochondrion. Lineage: Eukaryota; Metazoa; Chordata; Aves; Apodiformes; Apodidae.